Molecule: messenger RNA, 410 nt
Organism: Scaptodrosophila lebanonensis
Lineage: Eukaryota; Metazoa; Arthropoda; Insecta; Diptera; Drosophilidae
Product: male accessory gland serine protease inhibitor-like
Exons: 2
Coding region: 90-338 (82 amino acids)
Molecular function (GO): serine-type endopeptidase inhibitor activity
Source: RefSeq, a predicted model, not a curated record
CAGUUUGUAUAAAAUCAGCGCACAGGCCUAGCGCCCGUUAGUCGGUUUUUGGUUUUAGGAGAGUUGUGAAGUAAAAAUACGAGUUAAAAAUGAAAUUUUUGAUAUUAUUAGUGGCAGUAGCGACGAUAUUCGCCAGUGCCUGUGCACUUAAAAAUGAAAUAUGCGGCUUGGAACACUCCCUAAAUGGUGACGGCCGGAUUUCGUGUGAAGCCUAUAUUCCCAGCUGGUCCUAUAAUGCAGCUGCCAAUGAGUGCGUCAGUUUCAUAUUCGGAGGAUGUGGCGGCAAUGCCAAUCGUUUUGCAUCACAAGAUCAAUGUGAAAGCAAAUGCAAGGAAUAGACUCGAAAUGGCAUAGAAAAUAAUUUUUAAAAAAAGUUUUGACGGCAAUAAAAAGUGUACAAAAAAUGAAAA